AUGGAUUUCACAUCCACAUAUGCCCAUGCUUUAUGGGAUAGUGUGCUAUUCUCGCCUGGAUCGACCUUUCUCGCAUACAUCAAUGGAAAAGAUAGGCGUCAAGUGAUGGUGCGUGUGACAGGCACCAUGCAGGUCGUGCGUUCCUGGGACUUGGACGCGUCGCUAGACAGCUUGUCAUGGUCCGGUGACGGCCUUUUUCUUCUAGCCAGCAAAAAGAGCAAAGAGGAUAGUACACGUGAGGGCGUAUCUUAUGUUUUACCGCUUGAUCCAGAUACCGCUGUCACUGAUGGGUCAGACGACAAUCUAGGUUGGGUUGCGCGUGUCGUAGCUGGCGUCCAAGGCCUUGUUCAUGCUGCUUGGCUCCCUUUGAAACGCAUUCCAUCUUUCAUUCAGUUUUCCGGUUUUGAAGGGAGCGCUAUCAUCUAUUCGCUUUCUGACCAAGCAUUUACGAUUCUACCUCGUGCCACUCUUCCUCAUGUCUAUACCAAUAGUAACUGGCCGGAACUUUUCAUUCUUGCUCAACGGGAGAGGGAGCAGGACCGCCUCAUUGUAUUUCGACCUGCUUCCCUUGAUGCACCUACCCUAGACAAUCCUGUUGUUUUUAUAUCCCAACAGACGAUUCCUUUGCCUACCAAUGCUGUUGCUGGCGUUGUAUGGAGUCCUGAUGGCAAUCUGCUUGCUGUCUGGGACAUGGCUCUAGAAUACAAACUGUCAAUUCACACGCUCUCUGGUACCCAUCUGGCUACAUUCACCUUAAAUGAAUGGGGCGUCCCUCAUACUGAGACCCCAAUGUCUAAGGCCGACGUCCAACAAGCCUUAACUUCUUGUACCUCAACAGGCCGAGCGCGUCGCGUCACUGUUCGGCCUUCUAUGCGUAUACCAAAACCAUCAUACAAUACCGGUACACUACCGCAUCGCGUCGCAGGGGGUGGCUUGGGUAUUCGGCAGGUCGUAUGGCAUCCUUCCAGUGAAUUCCUUGUCCUGGGAGGAUUCGAUGAACAAAUACAUAUUCUACACCACGCAGACUGGUCGUUGAUGUAUUCACUCGACCUCAGUGUCUCUGGAUUACGCUCUAUGGGCGAAGCUCCUCAGGUAUGGCUUGAGCCGCAUCGCUGGUUCGAGGCGACUCGAGGCCAAGGUAUUGUUCCGAUGGAGCCCUCCACGUUCCCUAUUGACGUCCCAACGAUUCGCACCGAGGAUGCGCCGACCCCCUUUCAGAACGGGAUUAGCUGGAUGCAGUGGAACCAAGAUGGUACACUUUUAGCAUGUAUCAACCAGAAUUUGCCCACAGUUCUAUUUAUCCAUGAAUUUGUGGGCUGGAUGGAACGCGGUAUUGAUGCUUAUAUGCGUCCUCAUGCCAUGCUUGUAUUCACUCAUCCUAUUGUUUGCACAUCAUGGAAACCAGGACACAAGGCGAGCUUGGCUGUCGCAACCGGUCAACAAGCCGUGUUCAUUUGGACGGCGCAGGCCAACUCAGGCGAUCACGCGCACCAAUUGGCGGAAGCUGUGGCAAUUCCCAAUGAUCCUUUCUCGGCACAACACCUCACAUGGUCGCCUGAUGGUCUAACCCUUGUUUUGAUGGAUUCCCAAACGUUCUGCUGCGUUGUA
This is a messenger RNA of Malassezia sympodialis ATCC 42132, 1608 nucleotides long. The record is from the annotation of a RefSeq genome assembly. NCBI's taxonomy places the organism in Eukaryota, Fungi, Basidiomycota, Malasseziomycetes, Malasseziales, Malasseziaceae.